This is a messenger RNA of Ruditapes philippinarum (Manila clam), 1368 nucleotides long. RefSeq lists its product as uncharacterized. The record is from RefSeq and is a predicted model, not a curated record. Bases 156 to 833 code for a protein of 225 amino acids. The transcript is spliced from 4 exons. NCBI's taxonomy places the organism in Eukaryota, Metazoa, Mollusca, Bivalvia, Venerida, Veneridae.
AAAAAUAAUGCCCUCCCAGGACAGUCACGAAGUUUGGGGCUAUAAAUUGGAAGCGAAACCAAGUUUAAAUCAGACGGAUCUAGGAGCGUCAACCGAUAUUUAACAACAUUGUUCAAGGUCCACUGAGGUAACCAAGGUCAUCAAGGUCAAUCAAGAUGAAGGUCAUAGUUCUGUUGCUCGUUGUCUUGGUGUCAAGCAGUACCUUUGCUUCACCAAACCGCCGUCAAUCACAAGAUCCACCUCCGGAAAAUGUUGAAGAUGAAGUUUCUUUCGAGGAGGAGUUCGAAAAGGAUAUAAGUGCUUGCGAAAGACAUCUGAAAUGCCAAGCUCCAGAGGAGAGAGUGAAACGCCAGGAAACUGUUGAAGAAGACAAAACCGCAUGUGAACGUCUAUUAGAGAACGCAGAAGAAGUGCUUAGAGACGAAGCUGAACGUAGCCUCGGUGGUGAAGAAAAUGAGAGUGACAGAGAAGAACUUGUAGCCACACUUGAGGAAUGUAGGACCAAAAACGAUGUUGACUGUGACGGAGGCUCUAGUAACCCAGAAGCUCGCUUCCUUAGACGAAUGCUGAGGAACUUAGAAGGCGAUGACUGCUUGAAAGCCCUCGAUAAGGUGAAGGAAUUGAGAGAAGGCGAGGAUAAAUGCAAGUGUGAAGGUGGAAAGGGUAAAAGUGGAGAUGAAGGACGAAAAAGUGGCGAUGGAAAAAGACCAGGAAGCAAAGGUGGCGAUAGACAAAAGCAAGGAAGCGGUGGUGCUGACAAACAAGGAAAUGAUGCUCCCAAUGAACAAAAAGAGGAAUUGAAAAUGCUGCUCAGACUUUUGGGGAAAAAAUAAAAUAUUGGAAUUCUUGGAAUUUUUGAAAAUGGACUGUUAAACUGACAUGACCGAACAUAUGUUUUGUUUUAUCAAAACAUUUCAUUCACCUUUCUCUUUAUUUUCCCUUAUCUAUAUUCGCUAUCCUGUUGUUGUUUGCUCAAAUUCAUUCACCAUAUUAAAGUUAAGAAUUUUAUACAGUAUUAAGAGAACAUGCAGCCUUCAUAUAUAAUUGACUCAGAGAUACUUACACAAGUAUUUUGUCAUAAAGAAAACAUUUAAAAGUAAUGAAUAUAUGUACAUGGAAGGAAAAUGCUUAAUCUAAUGUCUAAAGAGCUUGUUGCCCAACUUAUUUGAUUUUGAUGUCUACUCAUCAUUUGUACAUGUACAUCGAUUUUUACAUGUAUGUGAUGUAGUUAAAAAGAGGUCAAAAGAAAAGAUACAUACGAGUACAUUAUGUUUAAAUUGUAUUUUUCUACUGUUCAUGACAAUUCUUAUUUUGUAAAACUUUAAUGUUUCUUCGUCACUUUACCUGAAUAAAUCUUCUUGCAUUCCA